This is a messenger RNA of Symbiodinium necroappetens, 660 nucleotides long. Lineage: Eukaryota; Dinophyceae; Suessiales; Symbiodiniaceae. The record is from the annotation of a GenBank genome assembly.
AUGCAUAGCUGUGUGUCACAUCCCUACGGUCGCUACGCGGAUGGCUCGCCUUGGUUGUGGCUUCUCCACAAAGCAUCGGUUCCUGCUGAGCUCACUCAGGACACCCGAGUCUGGGUGUGUGCAGACUGCGCGGGCAGCCUGACUCGGAAAUGUCCCCGCGUGCCCAAGUACGCGCUCGCCAACGACUUUUGGUUGGGACGAGUUCCAGCUGUGUUUCGUCCCGACAAGAAGCGAUUGUCAGCCAUGACAUUCAUGUUGCUUUCGCUGGGACGGGCUGUGGUACAGAAGGUCAUUGCCGAGCGCACGAAGCCGCAGCGGCCAGAGGAGAAGCAGAAAGGCAUGCGUGCCAACACGGUGGCGUUUCCUCAGGCGAAGAUGAGAGAGCUGGUGACUGCUCAUUUNNAAGCCACUCGCUAUGUGGCGGAUUGCCUUUCGAUUGCGUUGGUCGGGGCAGAUCCCGAGGUAUCUUGCCUGCGACUGAGGGAUCGUGAUUUGGAGCACGCGAAAUGGGCUGAGAUUCCCAGGGAUGCGUACAUGGCAGCGGCUAGAUUUUUGGUGGCUCACAAUGUGGCGUAUCAAAACUUGGACGUGAACGAGGAUGCUGCGCAGGAACAUUUCCUGAAGUUGGGCGAGGCUGUCAAGGCGCAGGCGGUGUCGAUA